UUCCCAAGAGACGGAACUCCUUCUCCAACGGGGAAAAGUGUGACAUUGCUCAGACACAUAGCCAAUCAUUAGCUGUCUAGGAUUUUAAUAUCAUUUCCAUGCAAUUCGUGUGAGCUGAGAGUUUGAGCUUUUCUUGUGGAAAUUAUAAAUAUGGGUCCUUUGGAGAGUCUUCCCAUUGGCAUCAGUUCCUUGGCACGGUUUUCUCCUAGAAAACUGACUUCUAGGGAGGAGGCCUUUGUUUCUUCUCCUGUGUGAAACUAAUUCCAUUCAUGGGGGUCGAGGUUGGCGUUCUAUUGUCAGAAAUUGCAACUUCUGACACCCAUGGUGAAGACUCCCCUUACUUUGCUGGCUGGAAAGCCUAUGAUGAAGAUCCUUAUGAUGCUGUCAGCAAUCCUUCAGGAGUCAUUCAGAUGGGAUUGGCAGAAAACCAAGUUUCAUUUGAUCUACUGGAGAACUAUUUGAAGCAACACCCAGAAAUAUCCAACUGGGGCAGUGGAAUCUCUAGCUUUAGAGAAAAUGCCUUGUUUCAAGACUACCAUGGGCUCAAAACAUUCAGAAAGGCAAUGGCAAGUUUUAUGGAGCAAAUAAGAGGGGGAAGGGCGAAAUUUGACCCUGACCGCAUUGUUCUCACUGCAGGCGCCACUGCAGCAAAUGAGUUGCUGACCUUCAUCUUAGCGGACCCAGGAGAUGCGUUGCUAAUUCCUACUCCUUAUUAUCCAGGAUUCGAUAGAGAUCUAAGAUGGCGAACUGGAGUCAACAUAAUCCCAGUCCACUGCAACAGCUCGAAUGGCUUUCAAAUCACUGUCAAAGCCUUGGAAGAAGCAUACGCAAGAGCUGUAGCCGCGAACAUCAGAGUCAGAGGACUUCUACUGACCAACCCAUCGAACCCACUCGGAACUGCAAUCACAAAGACUGUUCUUGAAGAGAUCCUAGACUUCGCUGCCCGAAAGGACAUCCACUUGAUCUCAGAUGAGAUCUACUCGGGUUCUGUAUUCUCCUCGGCCGAGUUUGUGAGCAUGGCUGAGAUUAUUGAAGCCCGAGGUUAUGAUAAUUCUGACAGGGUUCACAUUGUCUAUAGCCUUUCUAAGGAUCUUGGGCUGCCUGGCUUUAGAGUGGGGACCAUAUACUCAUACAACAAUAGAGUAGUGACGACAGCUAGAAGAAUGUCCAGCUUUACACUUGUCUCAUCCCAGACACAAAAGAUGUUGGCCUCGAUGCUAUCUGAUAGGGAGUUCACAGAGAAUUACAUAAAGACAAAUAGGGAGAGGCUUAGGAAGAGGUAUGAGUAUAUUGUUGCAGGGCUAAAGAAUGCUGGUAUUGAGUGCUUGCGAGGGAAUGCUGGUCUCUUUUGCUGGAUGAAUCUUGGGCCAUUGCUUGAAGAGCCCACAAGAGAAGGUGAACUGAGCCUUUGGAAUUUGAUGCUGCAUGAGGUUAAGCUCAACAUAUCCCCAGGAUCUUCAUGCCACUGUUCUGAAGCUGGUUGGUUUAGGGUGUGCUUUGCCAAUAUGAGCCAGCAGACAUUAGAUAUAGCACUAAGAAGAAUACAAGUAUUCAAGGAGAAAAGGAAGACGAUAAAAGGGCAAGCUUUGCUGUGAAUAUUUUUUUUCUUUUCCACCUAUUCUUUCAAUUGUAACAUCCUCUCUCUCUCUCUCUCUCUCUUGUGGGAAGGUUAUUUUUUGGAGGGGGUACUGGAGUAGCUCAUCUUUUUUUCCCUUAUCCAGCAAAUUUCGGACCCUUCACUCAUUUUACCUAAAUAAUAU
Molecule: messenger RNA, 1760 nt
Organism: Elaeis guineensis (African oil palm)
Lineage: Eukaryota; Viridiplantae; Streptophyta; Magnoliopsida; Arecales; Arecaceae
Product: 1-aminocyclopropane-1-carboxylate synthase 7
Biological process (GO): biosynthetic process; amino acid metabolic process
Molecular function (GO): pyridoxal phosphate binding; transaminase activity
Source: RefSeq, a predicted model, not a curated record